Messenger RNA from Aspergillus sclerotioniger CBS 115572, 1048 nucleotides. RefSeq names its product NAD dependent epimerase/dehydratase. The coding region runs from base 86 to 1048 and encodes 320 amino acids. The record is from RefSeq and is a predicted model, not a curated record. The transcript is spliced from 2 exons. Lineage: Eukaryota; Fungi; Ascomycota; Eurotiomycetes; Eurotiales; Aspergillaceae.
CUCAAUCCCAACUCAUCCCAUCAACCAAACCCAUCCCACCAACCCCCUUCCAAUCCAACGCAAACCCCAGAUCUUUCCCACCAAAAUGACCCCCCAAACCCAACCACCCAAACAAACAAAAACCCUCUUCCUAACCGGCGGCAGCGGCUUCAUCGGCACCGCGCUCAUCCCCCUCGCCAUCACCGACCACAACUACACCGUGCGAGCCCUCUCCCGCACACCCUCCAGCGACACCAAGCUCACCUCCCUGGGCGCAAUCCCCAUCCGCGGCGACCUAACCAGCCACGCCCUCCUCCGCGAGGAAACCCGCACCGCAGACGCCAUAAUCCACCUGGCGACGGCUUAUCAAUUCGGGGUGCACGCGUCCUACGACGAAGUCAAGGACAUUGAUAUGGCAGCCGUGGACGCCAUCUUCCAAGGUCUACAUGACUCCACACCAGCGGAGAAACCCUUCGUCAUCACCAGCGGAACAUUAAUCGUUGUUCCUGACCCGACGGGGAACGAAACGGAUGAGACGUCGCCGUUGGAUCCGAACCCGAUUAAUUCGCGUGGUGAAUUGGAGAGAUAUGUGCUUGAGAAGGGGGCUGAAGAACAGGGUGUGAGGGCGAUAAGCAUCCGGCUUGCACCGUACGUCUACGGGCACGGGGGGAGUGGAGUCCGACGAUGGAUGGAGAUGGCUGCUGCGAUGGGACGGGUGAUGUGUGUGGGUGGGGGCGGGAAUCGGAUCACGACGGUGCAUGUGGAGGAUGCGGCGGAGUUGUAUUUACUUGCUGCGGAGAGAGGGGGGAGGGGGGAGGUGUAUAAUGCGAGUGGGGAGACGGGGGUUACGGCCAGGGAGAUGUUUGGGGCUGUGGCGGAGAUUAUGGAUGUGGCGGUGGGGGAUAUAGGGGUGGAAGAGGCGGAGGGGAAGAUGGGGAUGGUGGUGGCGAGAUUUUUGAGUGCGAGGAGGGAGUUGGGGUGGGUGAGUAGGGGGAGGGGGAUUUUGGAGGAGAUUAAGAUGGGGUCGUAUAGGGAGGUGGUGGGGGAGGUGAAGAAGGGGAGGGCUUAG